Molecule: messenger RNA, 309 nt
Organism: Paramuricea clavata
Lineage: Eukaryota; Metazoa; Cnidaria; Anthozoa; Malacalcyonacea; Plexauridae
Source: the annotation of a GenBank genome assembly
AAACCUCCACUACCAUCCCACGAUGAGUUGGGGAAGCGGCAACGCAAACCGGACUACAAUACCAAUCAAUCUGCUAGACAAGCGAAGCUCGAUAUGUCUUAUUUAGACUUCGAAUGUGAGAAUGUUCGUCUGUGUCUUGAAAAGCCUUGCACAGGGCAGCAAGUUUUUGCCCAAAAUAUCGAGUCUCGCUCAUCAGGGCAACUGGAACGGUACUGCAAAACGUUUACUUGUUGCUAUCCUCUCUUUUUGGAGGAAGAGGACGAGCUUCGGAAAUGGGCGGUUACGGUCAAUACCACAAAGCCCAUCUAG